AACAUAUUCAAUCGGUCAACACGUGUUUGGUGUUUCAGACAUCAGACUUCAGUGUCUGUGUUUAAUAUUAAUUAUUCUACCGUUAAUCGUUUGUGUGUUUACUGUUAUUUGGGUAUUAAUUAUUAAACAUUACAACAAUGACGAGUUUUAUUCCAUGUGUGAAAUGGGUAAAACAAGGUGUGUCGUUACAUCAAAAUACGAUAAAAUUAUCUCAACAAGAAUUAAAAGAACUAACAGAAACCAAACCCAAAGAAAAAGAGCUAAGUAAAAGUGACAAAAAAGACUAUGGUUUAGAAAAUUAUGACGAAGAAGAAAUGGAUAUGUCUGGAGCUAUGUCCAUUGGUGGUUUGGCCGUAUAUAAUAAUAAUGAGUUUAAUGAUUCCGAUAACGACAGUGACAAGCUUGAUGAAAUACUCAAACCGGACGACAAUCUUGUAUUAGUAGGCAAUGUUAAAAAAACAGAGUGCUCGCUAGAAAUUUAUGUUUAUAAUGGCAAUGACAAAGAUUUUUACAUUCAUCACGACAUCAUUUUGAAGCAUCCACCUCUAUGUUUGGAAUGGUUUGGUUCCGUUGGAAAUUUCUGUGCUUUGGGAUCCAUGUCUGCCAUGAUAGAAGUUUGGGAUUUAGAUUUGAUCGGGUGUUUGGAACCCACAUAUAGAUUGGGUAGAAAAAAGAAAAAAAAUCCCGAAAAAAAUUAUGGUCAUACUGAUGCUAUCUUAGAUAUAUCGUGGAAUGAACAUUUACCUCAUAUACUUGCCAGUGGUUCAGUAGAUGAGACUACCUUACUUUGGGAUUUAGAAACAAAUGAACCUCAUACAAGAAUGGAAAAUUUUGGAGAUCAUGUUCAAUCACUUAAAUGGCAUCCAUUUGAAUCACAGACACUUGCAGUUGGUUCUUCAGAUUUUUAUGUUUAUGAUUGUCGCACUUAUGAUACAUAUAAAAAUUGGAAUGUUAAAGGUAAAGUAGAAAAAGUUCAUUGGGAUCCGUCCAAUGGAUUCUUGUGUUACAUUGGUACUGAUAGAGGUAAACUAAUUUGCUAUGAUUGUCGAGCUGAUAAACCGCUGUGGAAGUAUAAUGGUCAUGAGAAUGAAAUCACUGGAAUUUAUGUCUGGGAGAAAUUUAUUGUUAGCUCUUCAACAGAUGAAACCUUAAAAGUAUGGGAUAGAGAGAAUAAACACUUAAUUAAAAUUAGAGAAUUUUCUGGUGCUUUGCAUAGUUUAGAUGGAAGUACUGAUAACCCAUCUUUAGUGGCUGUUGGUGGAAGUGGUACUUCUAAGUUUCAAUUAUUUGAUAUUAAUGAUUUUAGUUUAAAAACAUGUUAAUUUUAAUAAAAUAAAUUUUUAAAAAAGUUUUGUUAAUGUUAUUUGUAAUAAUGAUUGCUCCUUAUAUUGUCUCCAGACAUUUACAAAUUGGUCAUAAUCCAUAUUUUGAUUGUCUAGCUAUUACUGAACUGUGAACAUAGAAAACGUGUUGGACUGAAAAACUCGUCCUAUUAUCUGUCGACACUAUCACAGAUUAUAUUAAAUUAUUUUAUUUAAUCUGUGGCACUAUAUUGAUUUCUUUUGUUUAUUCUUUAUUUGAAAAAUAACAGAUUCAUUAUUACUAAGAAUUUUAUUUUUGUUUGUAUGAUUCUAAUGAAAAUAUAGCUCGGCUACCAAUAGGAACAAAUAGUCUGAUAACGAAUAUGUGAUAAGAAUUACGAACGGUUCAAAACAAACCGUUAUCACGGUUCACCCCAUUUAAAUUACACAGGCAAGAAAUAAUUUGAACUAGAUAUUCAUUUUUAAUAUAUUUCUGUUCAAUUCUUAGCCUAAUGACCAUUCAUUAUUUAAAAUAUACACGUUUUGACAAAUUUUAAUUCAAUAACCUUGAAGAUUGGUGUAUUUGUUCGUGAGAAAAUCGAAUUUUAUAAAUGUAAAUAUUGAAGCAGAACAAUAUUGCGUAUAGUCGUAUAGACUAUCAGCUAAUACUUCAAUAAGUAAAAGUUAAGUCUACCCAAUGACAAAAAUUAAAUAUUUGUUCUUUACUUGUUUUUAGUUUUAUAAAUUUAUAAAUAUGGUUCAGUGUUGGGUUCCGUUAUGUUCCCAUAUUUCUAAUAGAGAAGACUGUAAGUUUUUUAGGUUCCCUGCAAAUGAUGCACUACGCAAUAAUUGGGCCAAAGCAGUAAGGUAGGAUCUUGUUAACUUUAGUUCAAUUUUUAUACUAUAUCAAAAUAAUAUAUUAUUUACUAUUUAUAUUGGUAACAUUUCCUUGUUAUUAAUGUAGAAGAUCAGAUGCUAUACCCACAAAAAACACAAAAAUUUGCAAUUGUCAUUUUAAGGAAGGAUUAAAAAUCAAUGGUCCUAGUAUUUUUUCGUGGAAUAAAAAUUCACAUUUUAAUUUUGCUUCUCCAGAAAAAUGCACAA
Molecule: messenger RNA, 2405 nt
Organism: Metopolophium dirhodum (rose-grain aphid)
Lineage: Eukaryota; Metazoa; Arthropoda; Insecta; Hemiptera; Aphididae
Gene: nclb
Product: periodic tryptophan protein 1 homolog
Exons: 2
Coding region: 138-1322 (394 amino acids)
Biological process (GO): rRNA processing
Cellular component (GO): nucleus
Molecular function (GO): protein binding
Source: RefSeq, a predicted model, not a curated record